GUAUAUCAGCAACUAGAGAGAUACUAGUUUAAAGAAAACAAAAAUCCUUCUAAGGAGUUUGGACGGACACGCGAUGAUGAGGAUGGCUGGCGUUAGCCAUAUCACCGCCACUGGUACAGCUCUGCUUCCAUGUUUCUACAACGGGACCAUUCUUAGACGCAGAUCCCUUCGUCUCCGAAAUGGUGCCUGUCGAGAACCGAAGCUUCGGCUCCGAUGCGUCUCGCCUUCCGAAUUUGAUUUCUCGCCGCCUCCGAUCGAUCACGACCUCCUCGAUACAAUUAGUAUUGGUGGAGGGAUAGUUUCAGAAGAUGGUGUUGUUGAGAGUUUUGAUAACGACGAUGAGGCUUUGGAUGCUUUUGAUAAUGGAGUGGUGGUCGUGGACCUCUCGCAUUUUGGCAGAAUACGAGUUAGUGGAGAUGACCGCGUUCAUUUCCUUCACAACCAAACUACUGCAAAUUUUGAAUGCCUUAGCACAGGACAGGGGUGUGACACUGUAUUCGUUACCCCAACAGCAAGAACGAUCGAUAUUGCACAUGCCUGGAUAAUGAAAAACGCAAUAAUGCUAAUGGUUUCUCCAACGACGUGCCAAAGCAUAAUUGAGAUGCUAAAUAAGUAUAUCUUUUUUGCUGACAAAGUGGAGAUCAAAGAUAUCACCAAGCAAACUUGCUUAUUUGCUUUAGCAGGACCCAAGUGUAACCAAAUUAUGUCUAAACUGAAUCUGGGUGAUCUUAUUGGGCAGCCAUAUGGCAAACAUCAGCAUUAUAGUUUCGAUGGAAUGCCAAUUACAGUUGGGGUCAGGAGUCUUAUUUCAGAUGAAGGCUUUACCAUGUUAAUGUCACCUGGUGGUGCUGUUUCAGUCUGGAAGACUCUUCUAUCUGAAGGUGCCGUUCCAAUGGGUUCUGAAGCCUGGGAGAAACUUAGAGUCCUUCAAGGAAGGCCAGCACCUGAGAGAGAACUCAGCAAGGAAUUCAAUGUUCUGGAAGCGGGUCUGUGGAACUCAAUCUCUUUGAACAAAGGAUGUUAUAAGGGGCAGGAGACUAUCGCAAGACUUAUAACAUAUGAUGGAAUCAAACAAAGGUUGUGUGGACUUGAACUCUCUGCACAAGCAGAACCCGGCAGCACCAUCACAUUCGACGGGAAGAAGGUGGGGAAGCUAACUAGCUACACUAGGGGAAGAAACGGAUCAAGCCAUUUCGGGUUAGGGUACAUCAAGAAACAAGCAGCCUCAGUUGGAACCACAGUGACUAUAGGGGAAGACAUUUCUGGGAUAGUUGCUGAAGUCCCUUAUCUAUCCCGGCAACAUCCUCCAACCAACCCAACUUCUUGAGUAGCAGAAAGAAGUUAUGCACAAGGAAACUGCACACGGAUAUACACAUUCAAUAGCUUACAAAUUUGUUUUGAGAUGCGAGCAUAUUAUAUUUGGGUUCUCACUGGAUAUUGAAACAUUAAUUUUUCAUAGAUAGGAAAGUGAUUAGAACAACAGUUUUUGGCCAUAAAGAGAUGUUUUUGGGGAAAA
This is a messenger RNA of Brassica napus (rape), 1516 nucleotides long. RefSeq names its product putative transferase At1g60990, chloroplastic. Gene Ontology annotation, cellular component: mitochondrion. Gene Ontology annotation, molecular function: protein binding; aminomethyltransferase activity. Lineage: Eukaryota; Viridiplantae; Streptophyta; Magnoliopsida; Brassicales; Brassicaceae. The transcript has 12 exons. Gene Ontology annotation, biological process: glycine decarboxylation via glycine cleavage system. Bases 74 to 1327 code for a protein of 417 amino acids. The record is from RefSeq and is a predicted model, not a curated record.